Exophiala aquamarina CBS 119918 is the source of this 3732-nucleotide messenger RNA. RefSeq lists its product as uncharacterized. NCBI's taxonomy places the organism in Eukaryota, Fungi, Ascomycota, Eurotiomycetes, Chaetothyriales, Herpotrichiellaceae. The transcript has a single exon. Gene Ontology annotation, molecular function: protein binding; sterol binding. Bases 1 to 3732 code for a protein of 1243 amino acids. Gene Ontology annotation, biological process: endocytosis; maintenance of cell polarity; exocytosis. Gene Ontology annotation, cellular component: nuclear envelope; intracellular membrane-bounded organelle; membrane. The record is from RefSeq and is a predicted model, not a curated record.
AUGUCCUCCGACAAAUCCUCCCACAAACGUUCCAAAAGCUCUCGCGUCCUCAAUCUGCUGCGUACUAGCGACCACGUUCCCAAGGACAGUGGCUCAGAAACCGAGUCUCCAGUCAAUACGACCACUUCGACCGCGGGGCCUUUCUCUGCCACAGCUUCGACCAGUGCAUCGCAUCUAACGCCUGCCGAUGGCCCUCGACUGGCGCCCUUGUCAACCACAACCACAAGAACGUCACAAUUGACCAUGGAUACCUCCGAACUCUCCACCAGCCCAGACUCCUCUCAUAAGGUCUCUUCAGGCUCCGGACCUGCGUCUGGCGCAUCAAUAGAAGACUCGGUGCGGACCUUUCGCGUCUUUGAGGUUCUGCGCGGCAAGGACCCCGCCGCAAUAUCAAAGGCCAUUCAAGAGUCAAUCCCUUCCGCCGCCAAUUUGAGUCCGAUUCCCGGUACAACAAUCCUUCAUUUGUCCAUACAGUGCGCAGAGCCCCAGGUGGUAGAACAGAUCAUAAACGAAGGCAAGGGCCUGGACAUCAAUGCCCAAGACAAGGAAGGAAAUACUGCAUUACACCUGGCGGCCCAGCUUGGCCGGUCACCUGUGGUGAAAGACCUCCUCGAACACCCUGACAUCAAUGACGCCAUUUCCAAUAGACAGGGCAAGAUCCCCAUUGAUCUAGCAAGGACUCCAGAAAUCUUCCAGCAACUGCAGCUCGCCCGCGCCAUCUUCCUCGACGACAAGAUCAAGGAGAUCCAUGCCUGCCUGGCAAAGGCAGAUUACAAACAUAUUGAGAAGCUUCUCAUCGAGCCCCGGGUCGAGGGUACCCUGGACGUCAAUGCAUUGGAGCUACCUACAGAACCUAACACCGUCCAGACUGGAGGCACUUUAUUGCAUGAGGCUGCUCGAAAGAAAGAUAUCCAACUCGCCCAGAUUCUACUCUUGCACGGCGCCGAUCCGUUUAGACGCGACCGGAAAGGGAAGCUGCCGCAGGAUGUGACAAAGGAUGACCGUACAAGAGCGAUCUUGAAAAAGUCACCUGCUGCCGCUGCCGCUCAACGAGGCGUUCAAGAGAAGGCUAUCCUGGGCAAUACCCCCACCGCAGCCAGAACCACUGGUGCCAGUGAUACAACGAAAGAUGCUCGAGAGAUGAAAGGCUAUCUCAAGAAGUGGACCAAUUAUACGAGUGGAUAUAAACUCCGCUGGUUUGUUCUCGAAGAUGGUGUUCUCAGCUAUUACAAACAUCAAGAUGAUGCCGGCUCCGCCUGUCGUGGAGCCAUUAACAUGCGUAUUGCCAGAUUACAUAUGGAUGCACAAGACAAGACUCGCUUCGAGAUCCACGGGAAAUCAUCCGUCAAAUACCACCUGAAAGCCAAUCAUGUGGUCGAGGCCAAGAGAUGGUUCUGGGCUCUCAAUAAUGCCAUUCAAUUCACCAAGGAUGAGGCCAAGGAAGAGAAACGACGGACCCAUGACGUCGACGCGUUGCGGCAUAAAUCCGAUGGUGCAGAAAGCAGUGCUGUGAGUGUCAGGUCUAAACAUGCCUCCACCAACCUUGGAGUUCAAGGCUCCUCGUCCAAGCUGAGCUUUCGCUCGGAUCAAGAGGCCGCAUACGACUCCUAUGAAGCCAGUGUGGUUGGUGAAGAGCUCCAACGUAUUCCGACAAAUGCCCAUACCGCUACUAUCGGUGACGAUGAUGAUGACGCCGAUGGUGACGACGGGAGUAGCCAUGAAGUCCAUCACCCGGGAAGUAAAGAUGCUUUCAACAUCACUGCCCAAUCUGCCAAGCUGCAGCUCGACCUGCUCUCUAGAGUGUCUGAUGCACUCAUCAACCGUGGAUCCUCAAAGCCCGAAACCACUCUUGCUGAUCCAGACGUUUCGCAAGCACUGCAUACCUACCAGACCGCCGUUAGCAGUCUGAACGGAUUGGUUGCAGACCUAUUGAAGAUCUCCAAAGAUCGCGAUGCUUAUUGGCAAUACCGACUUGACCGAGAUGCCGAUGCUCGGAAGAUGUGGGAAGAAAGUAUGGCCAAGAUCGCAUACGAGCAUGAAGAUCUAAAGAAGUACAUUGCCGAGUCUGAGGAUAAGCGAAAGCGUACCAAGCGAGCCCUAAAGGAAGCUCUUGAAGGUCAAUCUACAAGCCGUCCUCCCUCUCUGGCACAAGAGCCCUCGGAUCAUGUUCAAUUCGCCGAGGCAGUAGAAGAUCAGAUACAUAUCCGUCCUGAAGCUCAAAUUUCAACACGUGACCGGUCGCGGAGAAUGUCCAUCACCAGGGAAGGCAAUCGACGAAAGUCCAUCAUUGCUCAAUACACAAACAUUUCGGACUCUGAGUCUGGAGAUGACGAGGAAUUCUUCGAUGCAAUCGACGCUGGCAAGGUCGAGAUCGUCGAGCACCCACUGCUCAGUCCGCCACCAGUACAGUUGGCCGUGGGCAGCAAGAAGGAAAAAGAAACAGAGCCUUUCUCUCAAUCUGACGCCAGGGCCAUGAAGCAAAUGGAGAUCGAACCAUCAUACGCAGGAUAUGAGGAUGGUAUUCGCAAGAGGCUGAAGAUGGACGCAGAUGACCGUCCGAAGAUUUCCCUUUGGGGUAUUCUGAAGUCUAUGAUUGGCAAGGACAUGACCAAGAUGACCCUACCCGUCUCCUUCAACGAGCCCACGUCGCUUCUUCAGCGUGUCGCUGAGGACAUGGAGUAUGCCGAUCUGCUCGAUAUUGCAGCGGACAGGCCUGAUACGACUGAACGACUUGUCUAUGUCGCCGCUUUUGCGGCGUCCGAGUAUGCAAGUACUAUUGGCCGUGUUGCCAAACCUUUCAACCCACUACUAGGUGAGACUUAUGAAUAUGUCAGGCCCGAUAAGGGGUAUCGGUUCUUCAUCGAACAAGUCUCACACCACCCACCCAUUGGAGCGGCAUAUGCUGAGUCCGCUCGAUGGGACUACUGGGGUGAAUCAGCAGUCAAGUCGAAGUUCUACGGCAGGUCGUUCGACAUCAACCCUCUGGGAACAUGGUUUCUACGCUUGCGACCCUCGGAUGGUGGACCAGCCGAACUUUAUACCUGGAAGAAGGUAACCAGCUCAGUCGUCGGCAUUAUCACCGGCAACCCAACUGUGGACAACUACGGUCCGAUGGAGAUCAAGAAUUGGACCACCGGUGAAGUCUGCCUCCUUGAUUUUAAACAACGAGGCUGGAAAGCCAGCUCCGCGUACCAAGUGACGGGCAAAGUAACGGGUGUGGACGGCGUCACCAAAUGGAGCAUUGGAGGCAGAUGGAACGACAAGAUCUACGCGCGCGUCACCGAGGGUUUCGAAGACGAAGCAGUCGGCCAAGCCGGCGCACCCAGUCACGCCAAAUCCAUCAGCCAGUCCGGCCAACAGGCCUUCCUGGUCUGGGAAGCGCACAAACGGCCCACCGGGAUCCCCUUCAACCUGACACCCUUCGUUGUGACCCUCAACGCCGUCCCCGACGCCCUGCGCGCCGUGCUCCCACCGACGGACACGCGCCUCCGCCCCGACCAACGCGCCAUGGAAGACGGCGAGUACGACUUCGCCGCGACGGAGAAGAACCGUGUCGAGGAGAAGCAGCGCGCCGCCCGCCGGCAGCGCGAGAACGCCGGUGAAGAGUGGCGGCCCAAGUGGUUCGAGAAGAGGACCGACGAGGUGACUGGCGAGAGCUACUGGCAUAGUACGGGACAGUAUUGGGAGCACCGCAAAGAGCGCGAUUGGAAGGUUUGCGACGAUAUCUUUUAG